CUUAGUGAAGAAUGUGAUUUUGCAUUUCAUUUAUAAUGGACGGAAGCAAAAUCAAAGAAGAAGAGGUGAACGCGAAGAGAUCAUCACUUAGAUGGCGAUGGUCUUUGGCAGCAGCUUUGGUUGUCGUGUUCUUGGCAGUCGCUGCAAACUCCAGGAUAGGUUUUUUCUUCAACGGCUCCAAAUCUUUACAACAGGAAUCUGGUAUACACAGAGUGUGGCAGAAACACGAGAGUCUCAAGCUAUCUACUGUACCGUAUUAUUUGUGGCGAAAGCCCUCCAACAUCUUAUAGCGUCAGGUUCGAGUCUUACAAGACCCUGAUGGAUCUGGUCGAGGAUGGAUACUACGAGUCCCGACCUUUCAACGUCGACGGAUUCAGUUGGACGUUCCUAAUCUAUCCAACGGGGAUUGAGAAGAACGGAUAUGUUUCGCUUUAUGCAAGAAUCGAUAACUCAAGCUUCUUCGGCGAUGUGUAUGCGGAGAUUAAGUUCUUCGUCUAUCACCCUUUUUCUGGCUUGUAUCUCUAUUCCCAAGAGUUUGAACCGGUGAUGUUUCAUCCUUUCAAACCGGAGUGGGGGGUGGCAAAAUUUCAACCGGCGUCCCUCUUCGAUAAGUUAGCAGUAACAAAUGGAUACCUUACCAAGGACGGUGAAUGUGAGCUUGGAAUAGACGUCUUCUUUGCUCCACCUUUUAACAACUGGGAAAAUUUCACCUAUGAUGAUCAUAUCAGCGAUCCCAUUUUCAAUUGGCACCUCACCAGUUUUUCUACUCGCUAUCUCGACUCUUACACAUCCGACACAUUUUCUUCCGGAGGCAGAAACUGGGUAUUGAAAGUGUAUCCAAGUGGAAAUGGUGAUUAUUUGUCACUCUACUUGUUGAGUGAGCCUAAUGAAAAGGAUUACGUUCGAGCUACGCUACGAGUUCUCAACCAAAUCUCAUCCAACAAUAAUGUGGAGAAACAUGUUGAGGGAUGGGCUAAUGCAGCAGAAACUGGAUGGGGCUUCGAGGAGUUUAUACUUAUUUCAGAUCUGAAAGAUAGAACCAAAGGUUUCGUUGUGGGAGACUUGCUCGAGAUUGAAGUCGAGAUCAUGGCCUUCUCUAAAACGAAGCACUCCAUCUAACUAGGGUUUAAUCAUUUAUGAUGAGCCCAAAAACAUGCUCCUUUUCUUUCUCCUUUUAUAAUAAUGUCGUAUCGUGUGAGAUUCAAACUAGAGAGAUCUCUUAUCAAAACUUAAAACAUUUUAUAUGUGAGACAACCCCAUCUCUUUUGUUUGUAUGUCCAAAAUAAUAAAGGUUUCUGUUUAUUUUCCCAAUGCUACUCUUUUGUUGAUACUUUCUAUGUUCAAAAAUAAUAAAGAGCUCCACAUACUUUUUCCAAA
Messenger RNA from Thlaspi arvense, 1377 nucleotides. The record is from the annotation of a GenBank genome assembly. Lineage: Eukaryota; Viridiplantae; Streptophyta; Magnoliopsida; Brassicales; Brassicaceae.